GCUUUCCUUUGCCUCUGCGUCGAUCCGCUUUCCACCACAGGAGGAACUCCCCCCCCCUGCGUCGGCCAUCGCUCCCGCUGCCUCUGCUUCGCUCCUCGUUCCAAUAUGGCCGCCGCCCGUGUCGCCCUUCGCCGUAUCUGCGGUCUCGGGCCCUCGGUCCUCCUUCUACUCGCCGUCGCCUGCUCGCUGGUCUCUGCCCAGACAUGCAUCUCCUUGGCCAACUCCCAAGCCUGCCCCAACUUUGGAUCCAUCUCCAUCUCGGCAAGCUCGGGCCUGCCCAUCACCGACGUCAACUCCUUCGACAGCUACGUCUUUGCGGCCUCGUCCUCGCCGUCCACUCAGUCCAUCAUGGCCCCCUUGGGCUGCUCGGCGGCCAAUCUCGGCACCAUUCGAUACACCACCUCCUUCAUGUGUGCAUACAUCCUCGGCAACUCCAGCUUCACCAGCGGAUGCAACUCGCAGCCCUCCGCAAGAUACUGCACCGCCAACUGCACACAGUUCACCACGCUGCUGUCGGGAGACGUUGUCAACCAAUGCAUGGGCGGCACUGCGAAUAUCCAGGCACGAACCCAGACGCUUUCCGAUUUCUUCAACUUCUGCACCAGCCAAAGCAGCAUCGUCGCCUCCAGCAACUGCAACAGCAGCUUCGGCACAGAUGCGUUGUACUGCGGCUUUUCAACCUCCGGCUCCAGCACUGUCCCAUCGGCGGCUACCUCGUACUGCGCUCAGAAUCCGAGCGAUCCCUGCUGUUCGGCUCUGGGCUCUGGUGCCUCGUCGUGCUCUCUGCUCGGCAUAUCAUGUGGCAACAUCAUCGGCAUCGCCAUUGGCAUCGUCUUUGGCAUCGCAGCGGUUGCUGGAAUGCUGAUCGUCGCUCGCUCCCAGCCCCGCAAGGGUGUGUCGUUCUUCGACUCGGCCUAUCAGCCCGAGCCCAUCCAGCUGCACAACGCCGCCAACCCGGCCUCGCCAAAGGAGCGCAUUUUCCUUCGAGACAACACCGCCAUCACACAGAGCCAGACGGUACCUGGCAUCCCCCUGCAGGCCAUGAACCCUCAGAACCAGUCGCCUCAGCUGCACCAGCACUUGGCUGGCCUGACUCCCCAGGAACAACUGCAGUACCAGAUGAACAUGCAAAAACCCCAGCCCCCCAUCCCGGGAGCAACCAACCCAAGUGACCAUCUUCAGAGUCAACCUGGCUUCCCUGGUCAACCGGCCUUCCCUGGCUCGGCCCAACCUCGACCCUUCCAGCCCCAACAGUUCCAGUCACCCAACCAGCUGCAUUCCCAGCCCCAGCAGUUCCAGCCCCAGCUGGGAGGCACCCCUUCCAUCCAGGCGCAUCUGCCGCCAGUCGCAUUCCCACAGCAGCAGCAGCAGCAGCAGCAGCAGCAUCCAUCUCAGAGUGCCUUUGCUCAGCAGCAGCAGCAACAACAACAGCAGCAACAGCAACAACUGUACCAGCAGCAGUUCCAGCAACAACACUUCCAGCAACAGCAGCAGCAGCAGCAGCAGCCACAGCAAAGUCUCGGACAGGCUCCUCAGAACUUUGCCACUCCUCAAACUACCGCUUCCUUUGCGUCUCCCAAGACACCCAUGGGCGCCCGGCCGCUGCAGCCCGCGAACCCCGCCCAGUCUAUUCAGUCUCCUGCGGCUGCCCAGCAGUCUCAGCUUCGCUCUGCGCCUUCCGCUCUGAGCGCCAAGAGCUCACCACGCAGUGCCAGUGGCUCUCCAAAGUUCCAGGUCGGCAACGUCACCAAGUCCCCGGCAGCUUUGCCGAAAUGAGCAUCAGCAAUGUUGUCCCGCGCGAUGGCCAGGCCCGUCGCCCCUCACGGCUUGUGCGUUGGGUUAUAUCGACAAUGUUCCACGGCUCUGCGCGCUUGCGCCCGACCAUAUCACACCUUUCUUCUUCUUGUCACUCCUUUGUUCGGUAUUUUGAUGUCGAUCCUGUAGUUAGCCAAAGUCGACUUUAGCGCUCGCUCUGGCCAAGGGAGAACUACCGGUCGCCCGUCAAGUAUAUCCGAUUCAUAUCUCUACCAAAGCCGACGGGCCUGUCUCGCUGUUCUCCACUCACUCGUUUCCCCCCCCUUUGCAUUCGCCCCGUCCUUCGCCUUCCCAAUAAUCACUGGUCUGACCCUUGCGGCCUGCUUUCUCCUCAGUUUCUCGAUUUGUGGCUCCCUCCUAUGACACACACAGCGGAACUGGCAUGUCGGCCAAAUACA
Molecule: messenger RNA, 2213 nt
Organism: Polychytrium aggregatum
Lineage: Eukaryota; Fungi; Chytridiomycota; Chytridiomycetes; Polychytriales
Exons: 3
Coding region: 106-1776 (556 amino acids)
Source: RefSeq, a predicted model, not a curated record